Molecule: messenger RNA, 1650 nt
Organism: Ostreococcus tauri
Lineage: Eukaryota; Viridiplantae; Chlorophyta; Mamiellophyceae; Mamiellales; Bathycoccaceae
Product: Peptidase M18
Exons: 1
Coding region: 1-1650 (549 amino acids)
Biological process (GO): proteolysis
Molecular function (GO): aminopeptidase activity; zinc ion binding
Source: RefSeq, a predicted model, not a curated record
AUGCGGCGCGCGAUACGUCCGGUGACCUUUGUCGCCGUCGCACGAGCGUGCACCGAGCGCGCGCGCUUCCGAGCGCGUCGCCCGAGCGCGUCGCUCAUGAAAACCGCGAAAUCUCUCUCGUCGCGCUCUGAGGUCGCGCUGUGUCGCGCCGCGCGCGCACCGUCGUCGCCGUCGACGCUUCAUGUCUCUAUGCGUUCGUCGAGCCCGCUCGCGGCGCGAUCGAACGUGCUCGCGCGCGGAAGUUCGACGAAUGCGACGCGCUCGACGAGCGACGCGAGCGCGCUCGGGUUGAUCGAUUACCUGAACGAUUCCUGGACCGCCUGGGAGGCCACGGAGAGCUCGGUGAAGAUUUUAGAGGCGGCCGGGUACGUUCGGAUCAGUGAGCACGCGGAGUGGAGCGAUUUGAGAGCCGGUGGGAAGUAUUACGUGACGCGGAAUCAGAGCGCGCUCGUGGCGUUCGCCGUGGGCGGGAAGUACGCGCCGGGUAACGGAUUUAACGUCAUCGCGGCGCACACCGACUCGCCGUGUCCGAAGCUGAAACCAGUGACGAAGAUUAAGAAGGGUGGGUUCAUGCAGGUCGGAGUGCAGACUUACGGUGGGGGUCUUUGGCACACGUGGUUCGAUCGAGACCUCAGCGUGGCGGGACGGGUCCUGGUGCGACGAGGCGAAAAGCUCUCGCAUGAACUCGUGCGCGUUGAUCGACCGAUCAUUCGCAUUCCGACUUUAGCGAUUCAUCUCGAUCGUGAGAUAUCCACGAACGGGUUCAAGCCGAACACGGAGACGAACUUUGCACCGAUUUUGGCGACGGCCAUCAGGGGCGAGCUCGAGACGACGACGGAGGGCGCGGCGCACCACGCGCUCUUGCUUUCCGUCCUCGCCGAGGAGCUCGGAUGUAAACCGGACGACAUCGCUGAUUUCGAGUUGAACGUGUGCGACACGCAGCCGUCCGUGAUCGGCGGCGCCGCGCGGGAGUUCAUAUUUUCGGGACGUUUGGACAACUUGGCAUCGAGCUACUGCGGCGUGCAAGCGCUCGUCGCGGCAACGAGCGACGCGAAGCUUGCCAACCAGCCCGGAGUGCACAUGGUUGCCCUUUUCGAUAACGAAGAGGUCGGAAGCAACUCAUACUACGGCGGUGCAUCGCCGAUGAUGUUCGAUUCCAUCAAGCGCGCCGCCAAGGCGUUAAGUAAGUCCGCCCCGGGCGAAGGCGGCGAGGGAUUGGUCGAGCGCACGAUUCGCAACUCGUUCCUCGUGAGCGCCGACAUGGCGCACGCCUUGCACCCGAACUACAUGGAUAAGCAUGAGGAGAACCAUCAACCUAAGAUGCACAAGGGAAUGGUGGUAAAGCACAACGCGAACCAGCGAUACGCGACGACCGCCGUCACCGGAUACCUCUUCCGCGAGUGCGCAAAGAUGGAGAACGUCCCGACGCAAGAUUUCGUCGUGCGCAAUGACAUGGGAUGUGGAUCCACAAUCGGUCCCAUCGUAGCCGCCGGAGUCGGCAUCCGCACCGUCGACGUCGGAAUCCCGCAGCUCAGUAUGCACUCCGUGCGAGAGAUGUGCGGCGUCGAGGACAUUGAUAUCUGCUUGCGUCACUUUACCGCGUUUUAUGACAACUUCGCAAAGGUUGAUUCUACCGUGACCGUGGACUAA